UUGGGUACUUAAUUCCGGACUCGGUUUGUGUCUCUGAAGACGCCUGCCUGAAUCGAGACCCAACUUCUUCCCGUGUUCUCGUCCGUUGCGUAAUUGCUGCUAUGGAUCCAUCGUCUCAGAGCUCCUCCGCCGGUAACGGAAUCCUUCCGCCGCCCGGUGGCGGUGGCGGCGGCGGCGGGACCCAUGUAAACACUCCGGCAUCCACGCCCAUCACCAACAGCGGGAACGCCGUUCUGGACGCCGCGGAGGAGCAGAAGCAUAAUCUAAACCAAUCCAUCAACUCGAUCCAGAAGACUCUUGGUCUGCUCCACCAGCUUUACCUAACCGUCUCGUCCUUCAACGUCGCCUCUCAGCUUCCUCUUCUCCAGCGACUGAACUCAUUGGUGGCGGAGCUUCACACGAUGCAGAAGUUGGCGGAAAAUUGUCACAUCCAGGUGCCUAUGGAAGUCGUCAAUUUGAUUGAUGAUGGGAAGAAUCCAGAUGAGUUCACGAAGGAUGUUCUUAAUAGCUGCAUUGCUAAGAACCAGAUUACUAAGGGCAAGACCGAUGCAUUCAAGAGUCUGCGCAAGUACCUUUUAGAGGAGCUUGAACAAGCAUUUCCUGAUGAAGUUGAAUCAUUUCGUGAUAUAAGGGCAAGCUCCGCUUUUGAAACUAAACGUCUGGCUCAGAUGCAGAAUGUUUUAGCUAAUGGAGAUGUCAAAGUGAAGAUUGAACUCUGAUUGCCAUAUAUACUCUGUAGGAUUGUGUCUGUGGCUUUGCUUGAAGAGUAAUUGUUAUGAUUCCUAUCUAUAUCUGUGACUGUAAGCUGAUUUAAGCUCUCAAAGAGUACUCACCAUUUGUAUCCUGCAUUUUUGUUUAAAUGUACA
Molecule: messenger RNA, 866 nt
Organism: Phalaenopsis equestris
Lineage: Eukaryota; Viridiplantae; Streptophyta; Magnoliopsida; Asparagales; Orchidaceae
Product: mediator of RNA polymerase II transcription subunit 10b-like
Exons: 5
Coding region: 102-719 (205 amino acids)
Biological process (GO): positive regulation of transcription by RNA polymerase II
Cellular component (GO): chromatin; mediator complex
Molecular function (GO): transcription coregulator activity
Source: RefSeq, a predicted model, not a curated record